AAAAAGGGACCCUUGCUUCAAUGAAAGCCAAUCUGAAGCCAAUCUGAGGUUUCGCCCUGCGCAAGAUUUCAAAGCGAACCUGAAAGAUUGACACGCCCCAGAAAAAACAAGCUCCUUAUUUUCUUGUAUUUCUGACAAAUAACAAGUGUUUUUAACGCGUUUACGAAAUCCCUCUUCUCCCGACGACUUGAAUGCAGAUCUAGACUUCCCGCGAUUGAUUCCCGCCUUCUUUUAAAAUCCCCAUCAUUAGUUUUGGACAGCUGUAGAGACACAGUACCGACGUAACGAUCGCGUGGCCAUUUUUAUUUACCUCGAAGGAAGGGGCGCCGUUUAAGCUCGCUCCUACGCGGAUAAAAUACAUACUACAUACUACAUACUACAUACAUACGUACCUACACAAGAUGGGCCAGAGUGUAUCAUGGCUGUCCGGCCUGCUGUGGGCAAAGAAGGAGAUAAGAAUCCUUAUCCUAGGUCUUGAUAACGCGGGAAAGACGACAUUAUUAUACAGACUGAAGGUAGGCGAGGUAGUAACGACAAUCCCGACGAUCGGGUUCAACGUCGAAUCAGUAACAUACAAGAACCUAAAUUUCAACGUGUGGGAUUUAGGUGGACAAACUUCGAUCCGACCUUACUGGCGAUGCUACUAUGCGAACACCGCAGCCGUGAUAUUUGUCGUCGACAGCACGGAUAUCGAGCGUCUACAGACUGCGGCUGAAGAGCUAGCUGCUAUGCUCAACGAGGAUGAACUGAGAGAUGCUGCGCUCCUAGUGUUUGCCAACAAACAGGACCAGCCUGGUGCCAAGGGCGCGGGCGAGAUAUCCGAGGCACUGCGGCUGGGCGAGCUGAGGGAUCGCAACUGGAGCAUUGUCGCGUGCUCAGCGGUCGACGGAAGCGGUGUCAACGAAGGCAUGGAUUGGCUGGUGCAAACCGUGUCACAGGACUAAACGUCUUGAUAUCGCACAAAGCAUUCCUCUGUAUAACACUUAACCAACCGUAUCAAUCCAUGGGCAUCUCAAAACAUAUUUUAUUGAUACCGCAUCCUUACGGUCUUGGGUAGACGGCCCCUGCCCCCUCAUGUUAGUCUAAUAGGGCCACGAGGUGCAGCGGCCGCUGUGAUUAGGAGCAUAAGGCGUUUUCUGCAGGAUUUUAUUUUUUUGGACGAAGGAGGAGGAUCCAGAGAGGGCACGGAAGCAGGCGAGAACGAUGAAUAUCAAGUUCGAUGAAGAAUCUCGAGACACGUAUGCAUCAUUCCAGGCACGUAUUAGUAGUAUGGGGCUGGUCCUGGUCUGGUAUGCUAGGUCAUAUAUAUACGAUGAACCUCCCAAGCUCCUUUAAUUUGCCCUCUGGCGGAAGAUAGAAGAACAGACAGGCGGAUCUCCUGAUCCGGCAGCCCGGAUCGAAAUAAUACUAGGUUGGGGUCGGCUCUAUCCAGUCGUUACGUUAGAUAUAUUAUAAUUACCGUAGAUGCGCGUAGCAUAAAGUAAAUGACCCAAGUCGUUGCCAUCAUAUGUGUCUUAGGUGGUGUUUCUGAUUCAUGAUGUUUCAUGGCUCAAUGGUUCAGGGGAAGAUCACGACUAUGUUUCCUAGUAACAUUCCUCUCGUCGAAUAAGAGCUUCAGCUCGGCCGUCUUGCCCGUCACCGUGCAUAUAUGAUAUAGG
Molecule: messenger RNA, 1658 nt
Organism: Daldinia decipiens
Lineage: Eukaryota; Fungi; Ascomycota; Sordariomycetes; Xylariales; Hypoxylaceae
Product: ADP-ribosylation factor-like protein 1
Exons: 4
Coding region: 402-944 (180 amino acids)
Biological process (GO): vesicle-mediated transport; intracellular protein transport
Cellular component (GO): Golgi apparatus; cytoplasm
Molecular function (GO): GTP binding; GTPase activity
Source: RefSeq, a predicted model, not a curated record